This is a messenger RNA of Enterobius vermicularis (human pinworm), 933 nucleotides long. The record is from the annotation of a GenBank genome assembly. Lineage: Eukaryota; Metazoa; Nematoda; Chromadorea; Rhabditida; Oxyuridae.
AUGUCAACAGAUGCUGGUUUGCCGAUUUCGGAGAGUCGUCUCCGUAAGGCUAUCGAACAACAAAUCAAGAAAUAUGGUGAGGAAGUAAAGUGUUGGGAAGAGUAUUUUCUAGGGAUGGAACAGUUGACGAACCGUAAAAUACGGGAGAAUUUAAAAGAAGAGUUCAAUAUUGAUUUCUCUGAUUAUAAGGCAACAGUAAAUAGAGUGACAAUGGAAGUGAGUUUUUCAGUACUUCAAAAUUGCGUUAGUUCUGCGGAAGAAGAAAAGAAAAAUUCUACUUCAGAUUCUGAUUCUGGUGAGGAAGUUGUAGAUGCUGACGUCGUAGUAAAGAAGCAUGGAAAAAAACGAAAGAAGUGUGCUGGGAAUGAAUCUGACUCUGAACUGCUUGAAGUUGGUCAGAGACGACGUAAAGCAGCUCCUGCACCAAAAAAGAGCAGUGCCAGGAAGAAGAAAGUAUCAUCAGAAUCCGACGGCACAAAAAAAAGGCGAAAGAGUGCGUUUACCGAGUACUGUGCAUUGUCGGAAGAGCUUGCUGAUAUGGUUGGAAAACCGUAUUCUGCUCGAUAUGAUGUUGUGAAGGCAAUGUGGAGUUAUUUUAAGAACAAUAAUCUUAUGGAUCCUAAAGAUAAAAGAUAUGUUCUCGCGGACGACAAACUUUUCAAAAUCUUUAAGAAACGGCGCUUUUUAGCUUUCGGCAUGAUGAAAGAAUUGAAAAAUCAAAUGAAGCUGCCUAGAGAGUUGUAUGAAGACGAGCGUCUUGCUCUGGAAAAGUUUGCGGCAGAAGAAGAAGCUAGGAAAGCAGCUGAAAGGAAUGGCGACAACGCAGCUACUGAAAGUAAGACUAACAAAGAUGGCGGUGAAAAAAGGGCAUUAAAAAAUUCCGAAAAGACCGAUAGCAACGACGGCGAAGAAAGUAGUGAGUCAAGUGACUGA